Molecule: messenger RNA, 276 nt
Organism: Ostertagia ostertagi
Lineage: Eukaryota; Metazoa; Nematoda; Chromadorea; Rhabditida; Trichostrongylidae
Source: the annotation of a GenBank genome assembly
AUGCUAAACAUAUCCGUCGGGAAUCGACGAAUAUCCUCGAAUGCGAGGGUACUUUCGUCGCCAUGGUUCAGAGAUGCGCAAAGAUUGUCUGUGUAUGUUCACACAGGCGGAGAAAUUGAAACAGACCGAAUUGUAGAGGAAUCGCUGAAGCAAGGAAAGCAACUAUUCAUACCUAAACGUGCGAACACGCCGUUGCACGUGGCCGCUCGACUCGGUUUACUCACCGCCGUCCAAACGCUUUGCCAUUGUGGAGCCGACGUCGAUGUGGCGAAUCAG